CUAGUUUUGCUUUUGCUGUUUGUCUGAUCAAGUACAAAGUCUUGUGUUUUGUGCGUGCCGGAGUUAAUUUCAGACUUUUUGUCAUUUUCCACGUAUUUCGCGACCAACUUCAAGACAGUGAGUAAGCGGGCCUUGACGAAGCGCGAAUGUCGCUUUCUAGUAAUUGAAGAUUAUUUCUUCUGAAUUUUAAACGCAAAGCAAAAUUCUGGCAAAAUUGUGCGCGUUCGUGCCCGAUGUCUAGUGCUGAAGUCGCCGAUAAUUCCGUUGACCCCCCGGCGAAAAAGCGGAAACUAAAUACAGGAGAAUCACGUUCCAACAACUCGGCAAUGGCGAACAAUGGGACGCGUGUAGACGAUGAGAUCGACGAGAGUCUGUAUUCCCGGCAGCUGUACGUGCUGGGGCACGAUGCCAUGCGGCGGAUGGCCAGUUCCGAUGUCCUUAUUUCAGGGCUCGGGGGUCUCGGUGUGGAAAUAGCGAAAAACGUGAUCCUUGGCGGUGUGAAAUCGGUAACUCUUCACGAUGAGCGAUCUUGCACGAUCGCUGAUUUGUCAUCGCAGUUUUACUUGUCCGAUAGCUCGGUCGGUCAGAACAGGGCUCUUGCGUCGUGCGAACAGCUGUCUGAACUAAACCACUAUGUGCCUACUACUGCGUAUACCGGCCCGCUCACCGAAGACUUUCUGCGAAAGUUUCGCGUGGUUGUCCUCACUGGUGCUACCUGGGCAGAGCAGGAGCGCAUUUCAGCGCUCACGCAUGCCAAUAACAUUGCUCUUAUCAUAGCAGACACCAGAGGCCUGUUCUCCAGGGUGUUCUGUGACUUCGGACCUGAGUUUACAGUUGUAGAUGUGACUGGAGAGAACCCGGUGUCAGCCAUGAUAGCUGACAUCUCACACGAGUAUGAAGCAGUUGUCACUUGUUUGGAUGAUACCCGCCAUGGCUUGGAGGAUGGUGACUAUGUCACUUUCAGUGAGGUACAAGGAAUGACAGAACUCAAUGGCUGUGAGCCCCACAAAAUUAAAGUCCUGGGUCCAUACACCUUCAGUAUUGGUGAUACCACUACAUUCUCGAAGUAUGUCCGAGGUGGUAUUGUCACACAGGUGAAGAUGCCCAAGAAGAUUGAGUUCAAGCCUUUUAAGGAGUCAUUUGCUAACCCAGAGUUCCUCAUUGCUGACUUUGGAAAGUUUGACUACCCUCAGCAACUCCAUGUUGCAUUUGCUGCCCUCUACAAGUUUGAGGAGUCAGAGGGCCGCCUGCCCAAGCCCUGGAGUGAUGCCGAUGCUGCCAAGUUCAUGGAUUAUGUUAAGGUUAUUGAUGUCUUCAAAAACGGAGAGAUGGAGUUGAACUGUGAGCUUUUGAAUACUUUCUGCAAGGUAUCUGCUGGAGACCUGAACCCCAUGAAUGCAUCUAUUGGUGGAGUGGUAGCCCAAGAGGUGAUGAAGGCCUGUUCUGGCAAGUUCCACCCCAUCCUGCAGUGGCUGUACCUAGAUGCUAUUGAGUGCCUUCCUAAAGAACGCAAAGACCUCACUGAGGACAACUGCAAGCCAGUUGGCUCGAGAUAUGAUGGUCAAGUGGCUGUCUUUGGCAAGCACUUCCAGAAGAGACUUGGUGACCUCAAGUAUUUCAUUGUUGGUGCCGGUGCUAUUGGUUGCGAGCUGCUGAAGAACUUCGCGAUGAUCGGCGUGGGUGCGGGCGAGGGCCAGCUCACCGUUACCGACAUGGACUUCAUCGAGAAGUCCAACCUCAACCGACAGUUCCUGUUCCGGCCCUACGAUGUGCAGAAGCCUAAGUCCAGCACUGCUGCUAAGGUCAUCAAGCGCAUGAACCCCUCUAUCAACGUGGUUGCGCAAGAGAACCGCGUGUGCCCCGAAACUGAGUCCGUGUACGAUGACGCGUUCUUCGAGGCUCUGGACGGCGUUGCUAAUGCUCUGGACAACGUGGACGCGCGUAUCUACAUGGACCGCCGCUGUGUGUACUACAGGAAGCCGCUGCUGGAAAGUGGUACCUUAGGCACUAAGGGCAACACUCAGGUGGUAGUCCCAUUCCUGACAGAGUCGUACAGUUCAUCUCAAGAUCCCCCAGAGAAGAGCAUCCCCAUCUGCACCCUGAAGAACUUCCCGAACGCGAUCGAGCACACGCUGCAGUGGGCACGCGACGAGUUUGAGGGUCUGUUCCGCCAGGCCGCAGAGCAUGCCGCGCAGUACCUGCGGGACCCGCACUUCCUGGACCGGACCUUGAAGCUGCCCGGCAGCCAGCCGCUCGAUGCUAUUGAGAGCGUCAGGAAUGCGAUCAACGAGCGGCCGCUGAGCUUCGACGACUGCGUGACGUGGGCGCGGCUGCACUGGGAGGCGCAGUACGCUAACCAGAUCAAGCAGCUGCUGUACAACUUCCCGCCCUACAUGCCCACCGUCAGCGGGGCGCCCUUCUGGUCCGGGCCCAAGCGUUGCCCCUCGCCGCUUGAAUUCGACCCUAACGAUGACCUGCAUCUCGACUACAUAGUGGCCGCCGCCAACCUCAGGGCUAACGUCUACGGUCUGCCGCCCUUCACCGACAGGGAGAAGAUUGCGCAGGUCGCACUUACUGUUCAGGUACCAGAAUACAGACCCAAAUCUGGAGUUAAAAUCGCAGUGACAGACGCACAGCUACAACAGAAUAACGACGAUAUGGACCACGAUAAAGUAAAGAACAUAAUCGCAGAGCUGCCCUCACCCGCCAAGCUCGGCAACCUCAAGAUCACGCCGCUGGACUUCGAGAAGGAUGACGACACCAACUUCCACAUGGACUUCAUCGUCGCCGCCUCCAACCUCCGCGCCGCCAACUACAAGAUUCCGCCCGCGGACAGGCAUCGCUCCAAGCUGAUUGCCGGCAAGAUCAUCCCCGCCAUCGCCACUACCACCUCGGUAGUCGCUGGCUUCGUCUGCCUCGAGCUCUACAAGCUCGCGCAGGGAUUCAACACCCUUGACGUGUUCAAGAAUGGAUUCGUAAACCUUGCCUUACCCUUCUUCGGUUUCUCAGAACCCAUCGCAGCCCCGACAAAUACUUAUUAUGAUAAGAAAUGGACACUCUGGGACCGCUUCGAGGUCAAGGGUGAAGUGACACUCCAACAGUUCUUAGAUUACUUCAAAAACGAACACAAACUGGAGAUCACGAUGUUGUCGCAGGGCGUGUGCAUGCUGUACUCGUUCUUCAUGCCCAAGGCGAAGCGCCAGGAGCGACUGAACUUGCCGAUGUCGGAGGUGGUGAUGAAGGUGUCCAAGAAAAAGCUGGAGCCGCAUGUGAAGGCGCUGGUGUUCGAGCUGUGCUGCAACGACGAGGACGGCAACGACGUGGAGGUGCCCUACGUGAAGUACACGCUGCCCCAGUGCGCGGGGACCAGCCAAGUGUGCUAAGCGGGAACAGUUAGAGCAUAAUAGUUACCAUGUUCGGAGAUGGUUGGUAUCACAUCGGGGCCCGAGGAGACCGCUCGUGAGUGCCUGUGUCUGUGUCGGCCGACGGACGAGAUGUACAGAUAGUGUUAACAUGUGUGACGUUUACUUUGUGCUUCUGAACACGCUUUUGUCUACUUAUUGAUUCAUAUAUUUAUAGUAGUUUAUAAUUGUUUGCUCACGUCUCAUCAAACGCGCUAGCAUUUAUUCUUUUUUAUUUGUCUCGUGAUACCACAAUAGUUUUUACACCAAAUUUAUUGGAUAUUUUUAAAGUUGAAAUCAGAUGGGUCUGUAUAUGGAAAGAAAUAAAUAAAAUUUUGAGCA
Messenger RNA from Trichoplusia ni (cabbage looper), 3743 nucleotides. RefSeq names its product ubiquitin-like modifier-activating enzyme 1 (gene Uba1). The record is from RefSeq and is a predicted model, not a curated record. Gene Ontology annotation, cellular component: SUMO activating enzyme complex; cytoplasm. Lineage: Eukaryota; Metazoa; Arthropoda; Insecta; Lepidoptera; Noctuidae. The transcript has 9 exons. Gene Ontology annotation, biological process: protein sumoylation. Gene Ontology annotation, molecular function: SUMO activating enzyme activity. Bases 234 to 3383 code for a protein of 1049 amino acids.